AUGUCUCGGCCUCACCUCUCCAAUGUUCUGCUCGUGGAUCAAACGUAUUUUUAUAACAAGACUCAGGACGUUGCAGUUUCAAAAUCCAUUUUUGAUGUAAGAUCGAGGACUCAUUACGAUGAUAGUCAUAUUCGAGCGAGUUUCUCACUCGGAAUUGAAGAAUCGGAAAUGAUUCAAACCUUGUUGGAGCUGGUCAAUGGAAAGGAACGAGUGGAUGAAAAUUUAAUUACCAUCAAAUUGAAUACACUCUUUGGAAAGAAUUCCAUGUUUAAAUUGAGAGGACUUUCAUACAAGACCAUCUUGUUGUAUGGAGAUGAAAUUAAUAUUUUUGGGAAUCAUGAGGAUUCUGUUGAGUGUAAUCAAGCUCCACUUGAAACACCUGUUGAAAAAUUCACAAAUGAAAUUCAUCCAAAUUGUGAAUUAUUCUUACCGUCAAGUUUGAAAAUUUCAACUCCAAUUCAUUGGAACGACAUGCAAAGAUAUACCAUUUUAUUGUUGAGCGAAUUGUUACGAAGAGAAGGAAAAUUAGAUAAUAUUAUUGUGCUGACAAGUUACAAAUCAUUUUGUGAAAAGUAUGGAUUUCUCUUGACGUUGCGAGAAACUGGUAUUGGUUAUCAAGGAAUUUAUCCAUCUGAAAUUAUUGAGAAUUUUUUAUAUUUGGGAGAUAAGGAAAGUGCUUCGAGUGAUGUUGAACUCACUGAUUUGGGAAUUACGUACAUUUUAAAUAUGGCUGAGGAAGUUUCCAACGAUUUGGAGCUUUUGGAAAUCGCUCCAGGUGUGAAAAAGUAUUCCUAUUUAAAGUUGGGAACAGGUGACACAAUUUCACACAGUAUAUCUAAUUUGUUCGAGCAAGCCAACGAGUUUUUGAGAGAAGCAUACGAGAAGAAGUGUAAAGCCAUUGUGAAUUGUAAUAUGGGAGUGAGCAGAAGCUCUACCACAGUGAUUUCAUACAUUAUGAAAUAUUAUGGAUUGAGUUUUGAACAAGUGUUUCAUCAUGUGAAAAACCAAAGAAGCGUCACUUGCCCGAAUGCAGCGUUUCGAGAACAACUCAAGUCAUUUUACAAUAGUCAAUAA
Messenger RNA from Naegleria lovaniensis, 1074 nucleotides. RefSeq lists its product as uncharacterized. Gene Ontology annotation, molecular function: protein tyrosine/serine/threonine phosphatase activity. Lineage: Eukaryota; Heterolobosea; Eutetramitea; Acrasida; Naegleriidae. The record is from RefSeq and is a predicted model, not a curated record. Gene Ontology annotation, cellular component: cytoplasm. The coding region runs from base 1 to 1074 and encodes 357 amino acids. The transcript has a single exon. Gene Ontology annotation, biological process: protein dephosphorylation.